Caenorhabditis angaria is the source of this 2634-nucleotide messenger RNA. Lineage: Eukaryota; Metazoa; Nematoda; Chromadorea; Rhabditida; Rhabditidae. The record is from the annotation of a GenBank genome assembly.
AUGGGAAUUCGAAAUAUUUUUUGGAAAGUAAUUUCGGGUAAAUCACCGCCUGAUAAUGGAUGGGUCGAAUGUAUGCAAGUUGAACAUUUUGAACCAUAUACACCUGGACAAUUGACCAAGAAUUUUCAAGCGACAGUGGCUGAUGAGAUUUCGGUGACCAGAGGGACGACGGUUAAAGGUUCGUGGGAGUUUUAUGAAAAAAAAGUUUUUGUUUUGAAAGCAAAAAAUAGUACAAGAUACAAAACGGGUAUGAAUAAAAUACUGAAAAACUUAAAAAUUAAAAAAAAAACGCUGUGAAACACACAUUUUUGGGAGAAAACCCGAAAAGUUGAAUAAUCGAUAAAUAAUAAAAUAAACAACAAACGUUCCGUUAAACAAAGGGCAAAGCGGAGUGUCGUUGUGAGUUGUUUUAUUUUUAUUUUGUUUUAUUUUUUUUUGAAUUUGAGCAGUUUUCAAAGAAUUUUAGCUUUAAUUUUGAAACUCUAAUUUUUUCAGUGGCGAAAGAAUUUUUGGUUGUGUAUUCAGCGGUUUUUUAGAGUUUCAUUUUUUCUUCCCUCUAAUUCUGAAACAGUGAAUUUUUUAUGCUUAGUUUUCCAGAAUUUUUUUAUGAUGAAGAAAAACUUCAAUUUUGAACCAGUUGAUUUUUCUCAAAAAUUCACCUAGAUACUCUGAAUUUUUUCAAAGGUUAAUAAACAUUUCCAGUUAUCGGAAAUUAUUUCUGCAAAUACACGGCGUAGUAAUGUUAUCAUGAUCAUUUCCAAUUGAAAAUUUCUGUAAUUAUUAAAUUUUUGAAACAGUAGAAUUUUUUUGUCUGAAACAGUGGAAAUUUGAUUUUGCAAAAAAACGUUUUUAUUUAAUCAAUAAUAUACAAACUAAGUAUGACAGCUCUCUACCGAGAUGAUCAAUGGAUUUAUGUUCAAUUAUCCGAUGGUCGACGAGGUUUCAUUCCUCAAGCAUAUUGUCGACUUUUAAUCAAUUCUGGAAUUGGAAAUGGGCAUGGAAAUCAAGGAGGAAGACGAAGUCAGAAUCAGAAUAAUCAAAAACUUCGAGGCGAUUCGGCGACAAUUGAAAGGCGGUGGGAAAAAUCGAAUUUGCAACGAUUUAUUGAUAGUUUACCGGUUCAGAAGGAAGAGGGAGAGGUUUUUAAAAUUGUGAGUUUUUUACUAGCAAAAAAAUCCAAUUUUUUUGGAGAACAGUUGAAGAUUUUUGCUAGCAAAAAAAUCCAAUUUUUUGGAGCACAGUUGAAGAUUUUUGCUAGCAAAAAAAUCCAAUUUUUGUGGAGCACAGUUGAAGAUUUUUGCUAGCAAAAAAAUCCAAUUUUUUGGAGCACAGUUGAAGAUUUUUGCUAGCAAAAAAAUCCAAUUUUUUGGAGCACAGUUGAAGAUUUUUGCUAGCAAAAAAAUCCAAUUUUUGUGGAGCACAGUUGAAGAUUUUUGCUAGCAAAAAAAUCCAAUUUUUGUGGAGCACAGUUGAAGAUUUUUGCUAGCAAAAAAAUCCAAUUUUUUGGAGCACAGUUGAAGAUUUUUGCUAGCAAAAAAAAUCCAAUUUUUGUGGAGCACAGUUGAAGAUUUUUGCUAGCAAAAAAAUCCAAUUUUUGUGGAGCACAGUUGAAGAUUUUUGCUAGCAAAAAAAUCCAAUUUUUUGGAGCACAGUUGAAGAUUUUUGCUAGCAAAAAAAAUCCAAUUUUUGUGGAGCACAGUUGAAGAUUUUUGCUAGCAAAAAAAUCCAAUUUUUGUGGAGCACAGUUGAAGAUUUUUGCUAGCAAAAAAAUCCAAUUUUUGUGGAGCACAGUUGAAGAUUUUUGCUAGCAAAAAAAUCCAAUUUUUGUGGAGCACAGUUGAAGAUUUUUGCUAGCAAAAAAAUCCAAUUUUUGUGGAGCACAGUUGAAGAUUUUUGCUAGCAAAAAAAUCCAAUUUUUGUGGAGCACAGUUGAAGAUUUUUGCUAGCAAAAAAAUCCAAUUUUUGUGGAGCACAGUUGAAGAUUUUUGCUAGCAAAAAAUCCAAUUUUUUUGAGCACAGUUGAAGAUUUUUGCUAGCAAAAAAAUCCAAUUUUUUGGAGCACAGUUGAAGAUUUUUGCACAAACAUUUUUUUAAUAGCUCAAAAGGUUAACAUGAAAUUUAUAUUUAUAUUCCCCAAAUUCACAAAUUUUUGAAACAGUAUAUUUUUCCAGGAGGAAAAAUGCAGUGCUCGAGUUCUUUUCAAUUUCAAACCUCAAGCUUCGGAUGAUUUGGAAGUUGUGGAAAAUGAGAAAAUAACAAUUCUAAAUUGCAGUGAUGCAGAUUGGUUUUACUGUAAAAAUUCGAAAAAUGCACAAGGUUUUGUUCCGGCAAAUUUUUUGAAACUUGAAAAUGGCGCAAUUUUGGAGGACUGUGUAAAGGAGAAAUGGUGAGUUUUCCUCGGGUUUUCCGGAGAAACUAUGACGUGGCAAAAUUUAAAUAUAUAUUUGCAGGGUAAACGAAUCGCUUCUGGUAAUCGAGUCAUUCACAGCUCGUUGUGCAUUGGAUUUAUCAGUUCGGCCUGGAGAAUGGAUAAAAUGUCAAGGUCGAGCAUCAGAUGAUUGGCUUUGGGUUGAGAGAGAAAAUAAAGCCGGAUUUAUCCCAAAUAAGAUUGUGAUUCUAGCAACAGAUUUGUGA